AUGGCCUCUUCAACGCAGAAUGCUCCCUUUCUCAAGGAGCUUGCAUCUAGCAACAAGAAGAGUCGAGACGGUGCCCUGGAAAGUCUCCGUAGAUUUUUACGUAGCCGUGCGGAAAUCGAUGAGAUCGAGUUUCAGAAGCUAUGGAAAGGCCUUUUCUUCUGCAUGUGGAUGAGCGACCGCGCGAAAGCACAGCAAACUCUCGCGAAUGACUUGGCCGAGCUGGUGAAUGUUGUCCCAGCGGAAAAACGAUUGGUGUUUCUACGCGCGUUUUGGAAGACGAUGGCACAUCACUGGACUAGUAUCGAUGCAUUGCGCAUGAAUAAAUUCCUUCUGUUGGUGAGAAGGUACCUCCAUGCGACAUUUCAACAGAUGUCCAUGGGAUCAUGGGGACAGGAAACGCUUAUUGAUGCUCAUUUGUCCCUCCUGGAGGAAAUCCCUUUGAAUCCAUCCGACCCGAAGGUCCCCGAUGGCAUGCGAUAUCAUGUGAUUGACAUUUAUGUCGAUGAGCUAGACCGUAUCGAUGAAAGUCGAGAUGGGUCGAUGCCGCUUCCGGUGGUGCUACGGCCACUAGAGACGCUCAAAGCCAAGACUAGGAACAAGACGGUCCGGAAGCGAACCAGCGAGGCCCUUGCCGACGAACGCCUGCAAAAUUGGCAGAGCGUGGAAGGCGAUGAAUCCGAA
Eremomyces bilateralis CBS 781.70 is the source of this 681-nucleotide messenger RNA. RefSeq lists its product as uncharacterized. Lineage: Eukaryota; Fungi; Ascomycota; Dothideomycetes; Eremomycetales; Eremomycetaceae. The annotation marks the transcript as partial. The transcript is spliced from 4 exons. Gene Ontology annotation, biological process: rRNA processing. The record is from RefSeq and is a predicted model, not a curated record. Gene Ontology annotation, cellular component: nucleus; preribosome, large subunit precursor; preribosome, small subunit precursor.